This is a messenger RNA of Anneissia japonica, 15953 nucleotides long. RefSeq names its product protocadherin Fat 1-like. Lineage: Eukaryota; Metazoa; Echinodermata; Crinoidea; Comatulida; Comatulidae. The record is from RefSeq and is a predicted model, not a curated record. Gene Ontology annotation, biological process: homophilic cell-cell adhesion. Gene Ontology annotation, molecular function: calcium ion binding. Gene Ontology annotation, cellular component: cell-cell junction; plasma membrane. The coding region runs from base 262 to 15570 and encodes 5102 amino acids. The transcript has 30 exons.
CUCGAGAGAUCAUUUUAUCGCGUGCACGGCGUCAGGACGUUUUAACGCUCUGCUAUCUAAAUGAUUUGGGACAUUAAAAGAGAGUUUAUCUAGGUGAAUUUGGAAUAAUUUUCGUUUCUCUGUAUAUGCAAGGACACUCAUUACUUGUAAAUGAUGUAAUAUAGUAAGAUUAUGUGAAUUAAAAAAUAUUCUGAAGAUCACCUUUCAUGUUGAUCAUACAGAAGAAAGAAUAUCACUAUUCUGGACAUUAACACUGUUAGAAUGAAGCACCAAGUAAUAAUCAUGUGGAGCCUUGUUGUAGUGUUGCUCUUAAAUGUGGUGAUUGUCAAAUCCCAGACGGGACAGUUUAAAUUUACUGAGGACGUUUACAAGGCAUCUAUAGACGAGACCAGUAAAACAUCUCUAUACAUAACAUCAGAGAGUAAGAUGGGCAUUUAUGUAACUGAUUUACAAUUGGCUACAAAAAUUGCCUACACAAUCAUGGGAGAAGAAUCAAAAACUUUCAAAGCCGACAACGCUCGGCAAGUUGGAGAUUUUGUAUUUCUACGAAUCCACCCUAAAACCACACUGAAUAGGGAACGGAGGCCUUCGUGGGUUUUGCGUGUUAAAGCACGAGCAACAGAUAAAUCUGGCACGUUGUUGGAGGCAGAAACUAGGAUUAUGCUUACGAUUGAAGACAUCAAUGAUUUAAGACCCAUCUUCCAUGGAUCAUCAGAGCCACUGAACAUCCGCGAGGACACACCGGUACAGACAACUAUCUACACAGUACAGGCUAGUGAUGCUGACUCUGGGACAAAUGCGGAUAUUUACUAUAAAUUCUUGGAUGACACAGACUACUUUGUCAUCCAUCCAACCAGUGGUGGAAUUUCUCUAACAAGACCUUUAAGACCGCAUCGGGAGAAGGCAGAGUAUUCGCUAUUAAUUGUCGCACAAGACCGAGGAGGAACUCUUGCUCCGAGCAAGACCAGUACAACUUCAAUCAAUAUUAAAAUUUUAGAAGUCAAUUAUUUUCCUCCCACCAUUAAAGUUGACUCUCUAGAAAUAUUAACUCUGGACUCUCGAAAGGAAAAAGUGAUAGCAGUUGUCACUGUUAGUGAUGACGAUCUUGGAGAUAAUGGUGGAAUCAAAUCCGUACUUUUGACCGGUGAAUAUAGUGAUUAUUUCAAUAUCAACAAAGAUGAUGAAUCUGAAAGCACCUAUCAAAUAUCAAUUGGAAAAGAGUUUCCAAGUGAUAUGCCAUUGAUUUUCACUCUUUCUGUUGUAGCCACAGAUACUGGAGAUCCCCCUAAAAGUUCCUCAAAGAAGAUAACAGUUGAACGAAGCAAUGGAAAAAUUAAGUACUUUGGAAAAAAAUUGUUUGAUAUUACAGUAUCUGAACUGAUUCCAAUGGAUGCGCCAAUUUUCACAGUUGCUUCAGAACAGGUUCUUUCUGAUGUGAAAACACGUCCAGAAUAUAACAUUGUGGCUGGAAACAAGCGUGGUUCCUUUAAGAUUAACCCUUCAAAUGGAUAUCUGUCGGCAGCUAAAACACUGAAUCGCGAACGAAUUCCCAACUUCAAUCUUACAAUUCGUGCUUCCAAUCAUCCAUCCCACCAAACAUAUGUCAGUAUAAAAAUAUUAGAUGAGAAUGACAACUAUCCAGUUUUUAAACAAAAUAGAUAUCAAACAACGGUACAAGAGAAUCUUCCUGCAAAUUCCCCUGUUAUCCGUGUAUCUGCGACUGAUGAUGACAACGGCGAUAAUGGAUUUGUAUCAUACAGCAUAGCAAAUCUUGAAUCAGUCCCAUUUGAAAUUGAUUCAUUUUCUGGUCAGAUAAACACUACAAUGGUAUUGGAUUAUGAAGUUAUGAGAAAAGAGUUCCGUCUUCAUAUAAGAGCAUCUGAUUGGGGUUCCCCCUUUCGACGUGAAACAGAAGUUGAUGUGAUCAUUUCACUGCAGGGAACAAAUGACAACAAGCCAAUGUUUGAGAAGGCCUAUUGCAGUGGUACAAUUUCACGCGAUAUUCGUAGUGGAAAUCAGGUUGGUGUCUUUUCCGCCAUCGAUUUUGAUAGUGAUCCAGUAACUUACACUAUUGCCAGAGGCAAUGUUGGUGAAUUAUUUGCAAUAGAUAGAACGACUGGAACUUUGAAGUUGAAACGAGAUAUUCAAAAUUCAGAUCCCUCUCUUUACAACCUUAAGUUGAUGGCAUCUGAUGCACCAGGGUCAGCUGGGUACCUCUGGGUAAACAUGUCAAUUAUAAAUGGUCGAAAUGCGAACAGAAACGAGCGUAGGAAAAAUGCUAAGAUCAAUUGCGAAUCAUCCGAUGCGCUUACUAAACACACUGACAUGAUUUCAAAGUCAACUAAAGCUAAUGAAGAGAUUGUUGAGCCUAAUAACGAGUUUACGGAGCGGUUUGGCCGUAACGAAUUCACACCAGAAUUUGAUGAGCAGUUUCCAAGCACAUUUGAUGUGCUUGAAAAUACACCAAAAGGGAGCACAAUUGUGAUUGUCAAGGCUCGUGACAGAGACCCUGGUUUUAAUGGAAAGUUAAUUUAUGCAAUUUCUUCGGGAAAUGAAGACUUUCCGUUUCAUUUGGAUCAUAAUACUGGCGUGCUUAGUGUGUUGACGCCACCUGACAGGGAACGCACUGGAACAUACGAUCUGUCAGUUACAGUCACUGAUCUUGGUAAGGAAGCGAAAACUAAAAAGAAAGAUAUCAGAAUUAACAUAGUUGAUGUUAAUGAUAACAGCCCCACAUUCGUUACAGAGGACUACUCCGAGAAACUUUAUGAGAACGUUGAUAUCGGUGAAAUAUUUUUGCGCGUUUCUGCAAAUGAUCCUGAUGCUGGCAGCAAUGGGGAAAUUCGAUACAGCAUUCAGACUGACAAUGAUAACUUUCUGAUUGAUACCACCAAUGGAGACAUUUCUGUAGCAUCGGAAUUAGAUCGUGAAUCCAUUCCCAUCCAUGAACUAAGGGUUGUUGCGACGGAUUCAUCAGAAAGUGCUCCUCUAUCGAGUACCGUCACUGUUACGGUAACUCUACAGGAUGUUAAUGAUAACGCACCACGAUGCAUACCUCCAAAUUACUUUGUCAGGAUGCUGGAAGAUUUACCGUCUCGUGUUUUAGUUAUUGAUGUAGAGGCGAUUGAUGAAGAUGAAGGAAAAAAUGGUGACGUUACAUACUCUUUGAAGAAAGGUGGAGAUGACAAGUUCGUCAUUGAUCCGUUAAUGGGGACAAUUCGAUUGGCCGACAGGUUAGAUUAUGAAACCCAGCAAGUUUACAGUUUACUUGUUGAGGUGAAGGAUGGUGGUUCACCUCGCAAGAAAGCAACAUGUAGCGUGCAAGUAGAAGUUAUCGACGUGAAUGAAAAUGUGCAUGCGCCAUCGUUCGGCAAUCGUUUUUAUGUGAAUGGUUCCGUGGAAGAAAAUGUACCAAUAAAUACAUACGUGAUGCAAGUAACAGCAGAUGAUCAGGAUAGUGGCAGAGAUGGAGAGGUUACAUAUUCUAUCCGAAAUGGAAGUGGUCUUGGUCGAUUCACAAUUGAUUCAGAAGGUAUUAUACGCACGGCAAGCCCUUUGGAUCGUGAAUCCGCAACACACUAUUGGCUUACCAUCUAUGCACAGGACAAAGGAGCUGUACCUCUCCACACCACUAUCGAAGCAUAUAUUGAAAUUCUUGAUGUUAACGACAAUAGUCCCCAACCCACGGAACCGGUAUACUACGCUGAGGUCGCUGAAAAAAGCCCGGUCGGUCGUUCAGUUGUCCAAGUGAAGGCUAAAGAUCUUGACUCGUCUUCAAGUCAACAGCUUUUAUUUUCAAUACAGAAUAUUUGGGACGCGAAUAAUAAUGAAGUAUCUAAUGUGUUUGCGAUCGAUGAAAGUACAGGUGUUAUAUCUACACUCAGUGAUGACUUGGAUAGAGAAGAAACCGAUGGAUAUAGCCUAGAGGUUUUGAUAACCGAUAAUGGUACACCACCGAUGAGCACGGUAGCUAUGGUGAUAAUCACGGUCACCGAUCUGAACGACAACAAGCCGCGGUUCAAGAAGAAUUAUUACACGCCUAAGAUUCCUGUUAAGGACAGAACAUCAGAAGCCAUGCCAAUUUUCAGAGUUUACGCUACAGACAAUGAUGCUGGCCUUAACGCGGAAUUGAGUUACUUCAUAACUCAGGGCAACGAUAAUCAACGAUUCUCGCUGGAUGCAAAGACAGGAAUACUAUCAACGCGCAGAUCUUUAUCUGCUUCCGCAGAUUAUCCCCUUCUUUCCUUGGAAGUACUGGACACAGGAACUCCGAAGCAGAAGAGAGGGACUGCAAAGAUUUCAUUGACAGUUUUUGAUCCUCCGAGAAAUUCACCUAAUCCCCCACAAUUCCUGGAUGCGGGAUUGACUGUAGUUAAUAUUCAAGAGACGCUAAGAGUAGGUGGUCUGAUUGAGGUGGUCAACGCAAUCGAUAUUGAUAGGGACAUUUUAUUUUAUCAGAUUGCAGAUGGUGAUCCAACUCGUACGUUCUUUAUUGAUCCAAACGAAGGCAUUAUUCAAUUAGCAUUACCUUUGGAUUGGGAAGUAAAAGCACAUUAUGAUCUGAAUAUAAGUGUUACCGAUGGCACUCACACUGUAUAUAAACAAUUACUUGUGAAUGUCCUGGAUUCUAAUGAUAAUGCCCCAGUUUUUGAUAAAACAGAAUACGAAGUCACCAUCUCGGAAAACGCGCCUGUCGACCCUAGCAUAAGUAUUUUGACAGUGCGAGCAACAGAUCAGGACUCAGCAAGACGUCUAUCGUAUGAAUUAUUAAAUAACACAGACUCCGCCAGGGAAGGUCUUUUUAAGGUAGAUGGCCUUACUGGGACUAUAACUGUUGCGAAGAGGCUCGACCACGAAAACCGAAAGCAGCACACGCUGAAUAUAAUGGCGAAGGAUCACGGUAUCCCCACAAAGAAAAAUUACACGCGCGUGGUAAUUAAUGUGACGGAUUUCAACGACCACGCACCGGCGUGUGCUCCUGAGGGAUUCGAAGGACGUGUGUACGAGAGUGCCGCGCCGUACACUCGUAUCUUGCAGGUUACCGCUGUUGAUUUAGACAAAGGAAAGAAUGCAGAGCUUUCAUAUAGUAUUGAGAGUGGUAAUCCUGAUAAUGAUUUUUUAAUAUCUAGCGGUGGAUAUAUCUCAGUCAGCUCCGAACUGGACCGCAACAAAAAAUCAUUUUACCAGUUGGUAGUCAGAGUUAAAGACCAUGGUACUCCGAUGAAAAGCUGCACCUGUAAUGUUAAUAUUACAGUGACCGUCUCCAAUAAUGCUCCACCGAAGUUCCUUGUUGAUGAAUACAUGGUAAAUGUUUAUGAAAACAUGCCGGCACGCAAAUCGGUUGUUGUCAUCCAAGCUGAAAGUCUGUCAUCAGUCGUCUACGAAAUUAUAAGCGGUAACGUAGCAAAUGAUUUUGAGGUCAACCCCAGCACAGGAGUUGUCUCAACUCUGGUUCCCUUGGAUUACGAAGAACAAACCAUAUACAGCCUUACCGUGCAGGCUACCAAUAUGGUUGGUCUUUCAGCUACGGUCUCUGUUGUCGUUCACGUGGAGGAUGUCAAUGAUAACGUGCCAGAGUUUCUCUAUAAUCUUUAUCAGGGUAAUAUCACUGAAUCAAAGCCUCCAAACAGCCCUGUUCUUGACAGCCUUGGUCGACCUCUUGUGAUAAGUGCCGAAGAUGAUGACAGUGACCACAAUGCUCAUCUGAUGUACCAGAUCAUCGAGAUUGAGGCUCAAAAAUACUUUACAAUCGACUCAAACACCGGAGCUAUAAGGUCAAAGGUUAAGCUGGAUCAUGAACAGAGAAACCAAUUCAAGUUCACUGUCCAAGUGAGGGACAGUGGGGAACCACAGUUGCAGUCAAUCAAUCCGGUUGAUGUACUGGUCACCAUUGUUGACAUCAAUGACUCUCCACCUCUGUUUGAUAAAGACGUCUACAGCACCAUUCUGAUUCUUCCAACUUACAAAGAUGUUGCGGUGGUCACUGUUCAUGCUACAGAUGCAGACACUGCCAGUAUCACCAACCUUGAAUACUCCAUUACAGCUGGUGACCCAGAGCGAAGGUUUUCCAUCCAUCCUGUUUCUGGCGUUAUUACCGUCAUAAACUCAACCAACCUGAUGAGGAAUUAUGUACUCACAGUAACGGUCUCGGAUGGUAUGAACAAAGGUACUGCAGAAGUACAGAUAUCUGUUCAACAGGCACAAGAAUCCGAGCUGAGGUUUGCACAGAAUAGCUACUCUGCGACUGUGAUGGAAAACGACCCAACAAUACAGCGCAUCGCACUUGUGUCAGCUGUCGGAAAUGCACUAAAUGAGCCUCUUGAAUACCGCAUUCUGAACCCGGACAAAAGGUUCAACAUCUCCAGAACUUCUGGUAUUCUUCGGACUACAGGAAUACCAUUUGAUAGGGAAACAAAGAAGGAGUAUAAUAUCGUAGUCGAAGUCAGAAACACCAGAGUCGAUGAACGUAGAGCGCAUGUUCUAGUUAAUGUUAAGGUGCUCGACGAGAAUGAUAAUGCGCCGAUGUUUGUACAUUUGGACUACAAAGCUGUGGUACAAGUUGAAGCAGAAGUCGGAAGCAUUGUCCGCACAGUUCUUGCUAUCGAUCGUGACAUAGGCAAGAAUGGAGAAGUUAAGUAUUCCCUGGUUGAGGGCGGUGACAACAGAUUUAACAUCAACUCAACAAGUGGAGAGAUUAUGCUUGUUAAGAAGCUUGAUCCAAGUAACCAAAACGAGGACUUCAUUUUGAAGAUCAAAGCUAGUGACAAAGGUAAUAACAAACAUAGUAAAGUGGUUGAUGUACCCAUCAGCGUGAUCAACAAGGCGAUGCCAGUGUUUGACCGCCCUCAGUAUACUAAGACCAUUCCCGAAAACAUUCAACUGCAUACGGCCAUUCUGCACAUCCAAGCUACAAGCCCAGAUGGACGUAAAGUUAUAUACAGUAUUAGUGCAGGCGAUGAUUAUAACCAGUUUGUUAUUACAAAUAAAACAGGUGCAUUAAAAGUGGUUGGCGCCAUGGACUACGAGACAACUCAAGAAUAUCGGCUUUCUGUCCGUGCCAGUGACACACUGACCCGUGCUUAUGCUGAGGUUUUGGUGGUAAUUACCGUAGAAGAUAUCAACGAUAUUGCCCCAUUAUUUGAUGCUCCAGUCUACACGAGAACCCUCUCCGAAGCAGUGGCUGUUGGAACAUCGGUGGCCAACGUACUUGCUUUGGACUACGAUUCUGGCACUAACGGACAAGUGUCAUACCAUAUUGUUGAAGAUGGUAGUAUGACAGACAGUUUUUACAUAGACUCUCACAGCGGUUCAAUUCUCACGUCAAGAGUGCUGGAUUACGAGUCUAUCCAGAACCACAAUUUCCUCGUAAGAGCAGUAGACGGUGGCAUGCCUCAACUUAGUAGCGUAACUCGCAUCAACGUGAAGAUAACAGAUCUGAAUGAUAACCCACCAGUGUUCACAAAGCCUGCCUAUGAGGCGACCAUCAGUGAGUUAGCCGGCAAGGGAGCAUUCGUCUGUGUUGUGUCUGCCACCGACCGUGAUAUAACUGAUACGGAAAAGCUUACCUACACCAUAAUAUCUGGAAAUGAAGAAAUGAAUUUUUAUAUUGGAAGUAGAACAGGUAUUAUCUCGGUCACUAACACUCGUCAGCCGAAUUUAAAUGCGGACAAAACAUACAUCUUGAAUAUAUCCGUCUCGGAUACAGUCUUCACCAACAACGCGUAUGUUAUUGUAAACGUUGAUGGCACUAACCAAUUUGCACCAACCUUUACAAGGUUUGAGUACAGUGUCUCGCUUGAUGAGAAUCAACCAAUCGGAACGUCUGUUAUACAGGUUUCGGCCACAGAUGACGAUGAGGGGACUGGAGGACGCAUUUCCUAUUCAAUCAUAGGGGAAGAUAUGAGAAGUAAAUUCAUAAUUGACACAAGAACUGGUGAAAUUUCGACUGCCAGCAUUUUUGACCGUGAAGACCCAAGCGAACGCACUAUGACCAUUCCCAUCAUGGCCAUUGAUGAGGGUCAUCGCGCGUCCUUCAGUUCAGUCAAGGUCAUCUUAGAAGACAAGAACGACAACGCACCUACAUUUGAAGUUGAAAAAUAUGAAGCGUAUAUCUAUGCAGACAUAAACGUUGGAGAUCAAGUUUUGCAGGUUUAUGCAUCUGAUGCGGAUAAGGACCAGAAUGCAAAGAUUACUUAUUCCAUCUUUGCUGGAAUGGAUGAUGUAGUUACAGAACUGUUUGAAAUCAACCCUGUCGAUGGAUCAAUACUCCUUAAAUCGUCCAUCAGAGGCAAAGAAACGAACUUAUUCCAGUUCUUUGUGAAAGCUGUAGACGGCGGUAAUAGCCCAUUAGGAGGCGACGCGCAGGUUGAGAUCUAUGUCAUGAACCAAGAAGAUGCCUUGCCAGCAUUUGUGGACAUCAUACCACAAUUCAGCGUUAUGGAGGACGCACAAGUAGGCAGCGUCGUAGGUGUCGUCACAGCUAUUCACAAUGAAACUCUUGUAUACAGUGUCGUUCCGGGCAACCUCAUCCGGACUAAUAACAAGAGUAAGUUUAGCAUAAAUGAUGAAGGAGAGGUUCUGGUGAAUAGUCCAUUGGACUAUGAGACUUGUUCGUGGUACACUCUGACCAUCAAAGCAGCCACCGAUACCGACCCCUCGCUUGCUUCGUUCAAGGAGGUGCGUGUAGAUGUGCAAGACGUGAACGACAAUGCACCCAGGUUUGAGAGCAGUAGUUACGAUAUCAAGAUACCUGAGAAUGCCCCGGUCGGUUACUCCGUACUUAGAGUCCAUGCCUACGACAAAGAUACGACCAGUCAAAUUGAGUAUAGCUUAUCGUCAUUACAGAGCAACGACGUGUCUGCCAUAUUUUCAAUCGACAGAAAGACUGGAUGGAUAACAACAAGCAGUAAGCUGGAUCGAGAAGCGACCUCAAGUUAUGUGUUCGCUGUGAUUGCUCAGCAUGUAAUGGAUGAAGAUGAUGAAGAGGGUGCCAAUGUCCGUUCAACUAAUACCAGAGUCACGGUUCACGUUAUGGAUGUUAACGACAGCCCACCACGCUUCACAUCUGCAAUAGAGCCUGUUACUGUACCGGAAGACAUUGAGCCCCCAUUCGUAAUUAUUCGUGUCUCAGCCAGUGAUGCUGAUUAUAUGGCGAAUGCAAUGAUUACGUACCAUAUUGCAGGAGGUGACCCCUUUGGUCAAUUCCACAUCGACAACACCACAGGAAAGAUCUCCACAACAAAAAAACUGGAUCGUGAAUUCAAGUCAAAAUACACCCUUAACAUCAAGGCGACUGAUGGUGUGUUUUUUGAUACCACGAAUGUGACUGUUCUUGUAGGAGAUGUCAACGAUAAUGCUCCUGUUUGUCUCCAGAUGCUGUAUUCAGAGUUAGUUAACGAGAAUCUGGGGGUAAGCAGCUAUAUCGUUGAGGUCUUGGCGUCAGAUGCCGAUGCAAAGGACAAUUCCGGAAUCACCUUCACCCUGUUUGGAGAGGGGGCUGAAGAUUUUGAGAUCCAUCCGGAAUCAGGUAUUUUAAGAACCGCUGCCUUGUUGGAUCGUGAAACAAAGAGUACGUACCAGCUGAAAGUGAAUGCCACCGAUGGCGGUGACCUGAGUUGUACAUCGGACGUUCUGAUUGGUCUAGUUGAUGACAACGACAACCCACCUGUCUUUGAGCCCACCAUCAUUACGGAAGCGUUUAGUGAGAACACACCCACUGGAUCUCUACUCACCAGAGUUCAAGCCAUCGAUCCUGAUGAAGGAACUAAUCGUCAAUUUAGUUACUCCUUUGUUGAUUCAGCUGGAGGUAUGUUCGGCAUUGAUCGCAAGCUAGGAAUAAUCUCGCUACUAAAGGCAUUGGACCGGGAACUCAAAGACACAUAUAACUUGACAAUACGAGCCACAGACAUGCAUAAGAAUGAGCUGUCCUCUGUUGCGUAUUUGAUAGUAAAGGUUUUGGAUGAAGAUGAUAAUGCUCCGAUAUUUGAAUACGAAAACUACUAUGUGAACGUUAGUGAGGAUGUGGACAUCGGUGUGAGCAUCGCUCAAGUCCUUGCAACAAGCGAGGACAUCGAGGAGAUUACAUAUUCAAUCACCGGUGGAAAUGAACUCGGCAAAUUUAACAUAGACACCAAUACCGGUUUGAUUUCUGUGGUUGACACGCUGAACUUUGAAACGGUGCAGGAUUUCAUUCUGACUGUGCAAGCUUCGGACAAUGGUCAGCAGCAGCAGACCGAUAUCUCGACCAUUAACAUUAAAAUUCUAGACGCCAACGAUAACAAACCGGAAUUCAGUAAACAGAUAUACAAUGCGGUGAUCAACGAAGCGGCUCAAGUCGGUGAUAGUAUUAUACAGAUAAUGGCAACAGACAAAGAUGCAGGUGAUUUUGGUAAAGUGUUGUACAGGAUAGUACGCCAAUAUGAAGAAGGUGAACCCAAGUUUGAGAUAAAUCAAAGGGAUGGUUUGAUAAGCUUAGCAGCACCUCUAGACAGGGAAGAGAUGGAGUCAUAUACUCUGACUGUCCGUGCCAUUGAUGGAGGAAGCCCUUCUAUGUUCACCGAUGUCUCGGUACAGGUGUUGAUCACUGACAUCAAUGACAACAAACCACGCUUCUCCAACAACAAUUACACCAUUGUUAUCCAACAGGAAACAUUCCCAGUAUCUACUUUAAAAACACUUGAGGUCACUGACCCUGAUUCUCUGACCAAUGGUCCGCCAUUUACAUUCGAAAUCACUCAAGGCAAUGAUGAAGGUCUCUUUGGAAUUAGGCCUACUGACUCUGGAUCAUCUGGAUUGUUUCAGGCGGUGAAGCAUAUCAGCCAAAAGGAUCCACGAACAAUUGAUGUCGUUGUCAGAGCCACUGACAGCGGAACUCCAAGCCUGUGGGCAGAAACAUAUGUAAGCGUGAUCAUAACAGAGUCCACACACCCACCGGUGCCUGUAACACCGCUGCAGAUAACUAUCAAUAGCUUCCCGGAGUAUUUCCCUGCCGGAUUCAUCGGAAAGUUACAUGCUGAUGAUCUUGACAGCCAUGAUGAACUGGAGUAUGGUUUUGUAUCUGAAACUGAGCAGUUUACGAUUCAGGAUGAUAGCGGAAAGAUCUUCAUACAACCUGCACCACAGGAUGACCACUAUGAACUGAAUGUCAGUAUAUCAGAUCACAAGUUCACUAGCUUUGCUGAUGUGUUUGUUGAUGUUGUUUUUAUCUCGCAGGAGAUGCUGGACAAUGCUCUGGUGAUCACAGUCCGAGGAGUCUCCCCUGAGGACUUCUUGUUUGAUUAUUAUGCAAUCUUUAAGCAUUCCCUCGCUGGAACAUUCAUCUCCUCUGAUCAACCUGUGGAUGCCAGUAACAUCCAAGUGAUCACAAUCCAGGAAUCAAGACCAGGCUCUGAGGAUAUUGAUAUAAUAUUCGCCGUACAGCACGCCACCAAGGAGGAUACGUAUCUACGCCCUAAGCCGCUUAUUCGGCUGAUCAACAGCAGCAAGACGAGCCUUGGAGACCGCGUGGGAAUUGAGGUUGUAUCUGCAUCUUCGGAUGCAUGCCAACUGAAUACUUGUUCUAAGAAUGCUCGUUGCAAGAGCAAACUGGUGCAGGAUGCGAUUAGACCAGCCACAGUCAUGUCUACGAGGAUGAGUUUGGUGUCUGUAAGAAUGGAGUGGAAAAUAGAAUGUAUUUGUAAGGAGGAAGGUGAAUGUGGACCUCCUGCCCCAAUUGCUCCCGCAUUGAGCUUCUCUGGUAAUAGUUUUUUGAGCUAUACUGCCGACGAGAAACGUACUCGUUUUUCAUCGUCUGUUCGCACUAUCCAACCGGAUGGAAUUCUUAUGUAUGGCGAUGGUGAUGAAGACUUCAGUGUUCUUGAGGUUAAAGACGGCUACUUACAGUAUAGAUUUGAUUGUGGUAGUGGUGAAGGCCUGCUAAAAAUUUCUUCCCCCAAGAUCAACGAUGGCUUGUGGCAUGAUGUUAGUGUCAGUCGUGACAACAAUGAGGCUACUUUGACAUUAGAUGGUAAACACACUGUAUCCGGUACAGCUCGCGGACAAAACAAAGACCUUAACAUUGACCGAAUCACCGUUGGAGGAAAAGUUGGUAGUGACAGAAAACGUAGAGAAAGAGAUACAACAGUAGUGACCAAUGGCUUUAGAGGAUGUAUGGAUGGCGUUAAUUUGAAUGGAGAACAGCUUACUGCAUCUGGUGAUAGCGAAGACUCUGAUAACAUCGGCGAAUGUCCCGAGGAUUUCCCUCUCCAUUGUGACAGCAACCCAUGCCAGAACCAAGGCCAAUGCAACAAGCUAACAUAUAGUUUUGAGUGCAUAUGCUUAACAGGUUGGCACGGACCACAAUGUCAAUUCCGUGAUAAGUGUCUUAAUAAUCCAUGUCAGAAUGGCGGCACUUGCAUGCGGAAUGGAGAUUCAUUUACGUGCAGCUGCUCAGGAAAUAAUUUUGGCGGAGUUCUUUGCACAAACUACUGCUCUAGUUCGCCUUGUCUGAAUGGAGGGUUGUGCUACGAGGAUCGUUCAGGGCCAUCAUGUCUCUGCGAGAACUACAUUGGAGAAAGGUGUGAAUCUGACAUUGACGAGUGUGUAUCGAACCCAUGUGAGCUCGGUUUUGUAUGCAUCAACAUUCCGGGUUCAUAUGAAUGUAAAGACUGCCGCCAAUCAUCAAAUUCAGAUUGUAACGUUGUGGACACAGUCGCAGAUCCAAAUAUCAAAUCUUCUGUUUUAAACUUCAACAAGGAAGAAAUCAUUGGAGCUGGUCUCUGUAUAUUUGUGAUCAUUGUUAUAGUUAUCAUCUUCACAAUCGUAGUAAGACGUCGCCGUAGACGCCGUUACUCCGAAACCGAUUCCACCAGCCCGCCAGUGACAAGGUUAGACAACAGGCACGACUACAAACGUGACAAGGUCUCAAAUCUUGAUGUUCACCACGUUGUUCACAAUCCGCCACCUGUGCCCAUACGUCCACGUUCAUAUACGCCAAGUAAUCAUAACUCGUUGAAUAAUCUGAAUGACAACGAGCGUUAUUACGACGGUCACGAUGGACAGAAUGUAUACCAGGGUCUACCGGUUAGUCAGCAACCGUCACUGCACCCUAUACCAUCCAAUUCUGAUAGUGAUUCAAUUGCCAAACCGCACUGGGACUUUGACAACCGUAGCGGCACUGGAAGCUUUGCUGAUGGUAAAGAGAGUCAUCACAAUAUUCCAGUGAAUGUACCCCCGAUUCAUCAGCCACCUCCCCCAGUACGUCCGUCCGUUCGACACCCUGUUUACCGGAAAGAGGGCUUAGGUAAUGCUGACCUAACCUCCAUGAGUUCAAUUAAUACAGCAGUUACAGAGAACGAUGAUGAGAGUCUGCCAGCUUCAAAACGACGGAUGCAGGAGAGACUAAACAGCAUUAAGGAGGAGCAAAAACGUGCUACGCUUCCCCAAAUGUCCACAGCAGAGGCUCAAACCAGUCCACAAGAGCAAAUUGAAACCCUCUUCCCUGCCUCAGGCUCGCCAUAUUCAUCUCCUAUUCAUUUAACUCGAUCCGACGUUGGCGGGCAUACCGUGCUCCGUCCUAGUCCAGAGAUCAUUUUAAUAAACAAUACAAACCAGCCAUCAACUCCGAAAAGUCAGAAAGUGCUGCAAACAUUUGCACCUCUUGUAGAAAUGGAUGGGUACAUUAAGCAUAAUGAAGCCUCGGCACUUGUCGGUUGUGCCGUUGUUAAAAGCCCCGACAAAGUACGUAACGCUUUAAUUAUACGAGGCUCCCCUGAUCUACAAAGUGACAUUUGGAAGUUACAAAAUGGGGAGUACAGUGAUGACGAGACCCUGUGGGUACCCCAGAAUCCUAAUGUAUCAGAAACGGAUACACUUCCACAUGGCGCAACCCUUCAGCAACAAUCCUCAGAACAGAACCAAGAAGCGCACGAAUUAGUCGAUCAUUUAUGUUAUGACAACGUCCCUGUAGGAUUCAAAGACAACCCGAAUAAAGAAACAACUUUUUCUAGUCCCACAAUGAAACCCAAGGUCCUUGACUUGGAAGACGGACAAGCAGGAUAUGCAUCAUCUUGUAACGGUAGUCCAAUAUGGAAACCUCAACCACCAUUAGCAUUCUCAGACCAUGCCAGUACACUACCGCAUGGUGUUACGAUCCCCCAGUGUAUCGAUACAGAUAGUCCAAGUAAACAGAAUUCACAAUCAGGGAUUCUACCCAUUCUCAAGAAGAAUAAAAGAAGUAAAAGUUGCCCAGAUAUAAUUGGUAACACCUUAAAAGAUAGUGGUUCUAAGACCGUGCGAUUUAACAUGCAACCAGAAGUGACACAGUUCUUAGUAGAAGACACCUUCGCUGGAGAUUCCAAUGGGAGUCCUGAUCAAGAGAAUUUCUAUUCAGAGAUUUCACAAGAUGAACAGGAGACCAAUAGUCAGACACAAACCGUGUUUGAUGCUGAUGGCCUCACCACUGAACAAAGGACCAACGGCCAUGUGGAGACCAUGUUUGACUCUCCAGCACCAACAUUUACCGCGGACCAAGGGAUGGAGACUGAGUUUGAUGCUGAAGGGUUGACCACACGAUGCCACUCCCGUGGUCAUGUAGAGACCGAGUUUGGCACCCUUGAGCGAGGUACUACCGCACGUAAUAGUAAUAACGAUAGUAAUGGAGGGAGCCCUUUCUCACAUCAAAACAGGCCUCCUAAUUACCCUAGUCCACCUAUGUACCACAGUAGCUCCCCUCGCGUUACAGCGGAUACGCCCUUGUUGACUGGUUCGGAAUCCUCUGCUGGAGUGAUCGAUGCUGUUUGCCAGACAGACAGUGACGAUGAUGAUGAUGGGGCGGAGCCAUUGUUACCAGAGAGGCAGCCAGAGGUACAACACAUCCUGACAGUUUCUUCUACCCCACACUUUACCUGUGUAGAUUCUUUGAAUGAACAUUGUCCUUCUGUCCAUCGAGGGUCGCAAGUCAUAAGAAUCAAAGGAUAUCACUGGGAUUGUUCGGAUUGGAUGCCUCCGACUUUGACCAAAAUACACGAAGAUGUAAACCAAAAAGAAGUUCCAGACUCACCGACCAACUUGUCCGUCAACACUACAAUGUCACAGAUGAACGAUUUUGACUUAGAUGAUGAGUACGUGGGAGAGGAUACGGAUUAUCCGGGAGAUGAUGACAUGCCGUAUCCACACACGGAAGAAUUCCAAAAACAACUUCAAAGCUACCCUCCAAAUAUUUCUCCGCAGAGCACAAGACAUAACGAUAGCAUGUCAGACCUGCCGCGACAGUAUUACCAACAUCCGAAUAUGUAUCUCCCCGGUCACCACAUGUCCGCGGCAUCGAUACCGCCUCCCGAGUACAAUGGACAGGAGGAAUCGCCUAAGAAACGAAGUGUACCACUGAUGGGAAUGGGCGUUAGAGCGGGUGAUUACGAGAGAACAUUGUCUAAUAUGGACAACGCAUCAAUGUCGGCGUAUACAUCAAAUGCUUCCUGUUCGGACGUGUCUGGGAUGUAUGAGCCUGAGAGUGAAAUUGGAUUGAGUGACUGCGAGAGCGAAACUGAUGAUCGAUUUUCAACACAUUUAUCAAAUCUCACAACGGAUGUUUGACGUUGCUAGCAUAAAGUUUGACAAAUCCUAUUUUAUUUGGAUACUGAAAUAGUGUGAGGUGGCAGUGUAAGCAUGUGUGUGGAAGAGAUAAUCAAACCUGGAUGAAAAUCGCAUCCAAAAUUAUGUUUUAAAAGUGUAAUUUAAAAUUAUUUGAUGUUAUAACUUUUUGCAAUAUGGAGGUCAGAAACAAGUUUUGAUGCUUGAAUUUGAGGACUGGCAUUAAUCUCUUGGUAAUAUACUGUAUAAUCUUUUUCUAUAGCAUGCAUAAUAUUCAAAGGUUUAGAUAAAAAAAAAACCUUUGAAAAAAUAAGAAGUUACAAAAGGACUUUCUGGUGUGGAUGUUAAGUGUUGAUACUUAGUUCCAGAGGGACUAUCUGUAAAAA